This is a messenger RNA of Ceratina calcarata, 7362 nucleotides long. RefSeq names its product calcium-dependent secretion activator 1 (gene Cadps). Gene Ontology annotation, biological process: dense core granule exocytosis; synaptic vesicle exocytosis. Lineage: Eukaryota; Metazoa; Arthropoda; Insecta; Hymenoptera; Apidae. The coding region runs from base 434 to 4588 and encodes 1384 amino acids. The transcript has 15 exons. The record is from RefSeq and is a predicted model, not a curated record.
AUGGUCGGUCAGUUGACGAAUGAAAGCUGUGGGAGUAAGUACACGCUGCUUGUGAUCGUCGAGAGUCCAAUCCGUCCACUCUCUUUGGAGCUUCGUUCGCGGUUGCUGAACGAAAAUCGAUCCGACUUCUACGAAACAGUGGGUAACGGAAAAAAGAAACGUCAGAUCUUUUCGAUCACCGGAUCGCAGUGUCGCGUAAUCGGUGACGUGAGAAGGGAUCGAAUCGUCGCAGCGAGGAAGAAGAAGAAGAACUUCGCUUCGGUGUGCGCGGUGCGAUAGCAUGACCGCUGGACAUGACCGCCCGAUACUCAUUGCUAGGGUCGCGGUGGCCGCAUAUCGUUUGAAAAAAAGGUGUUGAGAGGGAGGAUCGUCCGUUCGAACUUAACUGCGAGAUCGAAGGUUCGCGGGAAGACGUGUCCGAGAGAAGAGAACAAUGAUCGACCCAAGCUCAUCGGAGGCGGAAAGCGACGAGGACCAGAGUCCUCAGCAUGCUGCCGGCGGCAGCGGGAGCGUCAGCGGCGGUAAGGGAGGAAGCGGAAGUUCGUACGGACCACGGCGACAGAUCGGUCCCGGAGGAAACCUCGGCGGCGCGAGCGGUUCCGUGUCGGGAAGCGUGAGCUCGUUGGCCUCUCCGGGCGGAUCGAGCCACGGACCUUUCGGAACCCCUCGAGCCACCCGGGAGCCCGGUCUGGACGCCGCGCAUACCGGCACCUCCGCCGCGAGGAACUCGUUGUCGCCGUCGAUGUCGGCUGCUCACGACGCGGCCAAUUACGCUCAGAGACCCACGAGUCCAUCGCCCUCGGUCGCCAGCGAGAAGACCGAAGCGGAUCUCCAGCAGGACAAACAGGAGCGCGAGGAAGAAGAGAGGAAGACGAGGAUACAGUUGUACGUGUUCGUGUCGAGAUGCAUCGCGUACCCCUUCAACGCCAAGCAACCACUGGACAUGACGAAACGAUUUCCAAAAGUAACGAAGCAACAGUUCGAAACGAUAUGUUCUCGUUUUCAGAGCUUUCUGAAGGGAGAUAUUCAGAUACAGGCGGACGAAGCAUUUCGCAACGCGAUUAAAAAUUAUCACGAUGUAUUUCUGUCAUCGGAUCGGGUGAUACAGAUGGUACAAGGCGGUGCCUGUUCCCAGAACGACUUCAAGGAAGUCUUCAAGGAGAAUAUAAAGAUACGCGUGCUACGGUUCCCGGAGAUCGACGGACUGAGCAAAGAUACCGUGCUCCAGUCCUGGCUGGCCAAGUUCGACGCGAUCAUGAAAGGCACGGGAGACGAGGAGACGAAGAGGCCACCGAGGAAGCAGGAGCAGACUCUGAUGUCGGAGAACGUGCUGUCCAAGGAGCAGCUCUACGACAUAUUCCAACAGAUCCUCGGGAUAAAAAAGUUUGAGCACCAGCUUCUGUUCAACGCCCUCCUGUUGGACUCAGCCGACGAACAGGCUGCCGCCAUCAGGAGGGAGCUGGACGGUCGUCUUCAAAAGGUCAACGAAAUGGAAAAGAACCGCAAGCUCAUGCCCAGGUUCCUAGUAAAAGAAAUGGAGUCGCUCUACAUCGAGGAACAAAAGUCGUCUAUCAACCUGUUGAUGGCUAAUUUAGAGUCAUUGCCAGUAUCGAAAGGUUCGACAGACAGCAAAUACGGACUGCAGAAGCUGAAGCGCAGCAACCACCGGCGCGAGCGCUCCCGCUGCCGCGGUCAGGGUUCUCUCGCUAAGUUGGAGAGCGACUCCGCUGAUUCGGAACAGCAGCUAACGAAAAUGGACGUGGGCCUCACCUUCCAACUGGCGGUGGUGGUCGUCGAGGUCAGGGGCUUGAAGAGCUUGCCACCGAACAAGAUCGUCUACUGCACGAUGGAGGUCGACGGGUGUAAGAAGCUGCAGACCGACCACGCAGAGGCGUCGAAACCUACGUGGGAGACGCUGGCCGAAUUCACCACCAUGCAACCACUGCCGGUGGUCAAGAUCCGAUUCUACACGGAGAGCUCGGCGAUUCUCUCGCUGGAGGAUAAAGAGCUAGGCAAGGUGCAUCUGCAUCCCACUCCGACCUCUUCCAGACACCCGGAAUGGUACCGAAUGACCGUGACCAAAAACUGGCCCGAUCAGGAUCUACGGAUCAAGGUCGGUUGCCGUAUGGACAAACCGUUCAAUCUGAAGCACUGCGGCUAUCUCUACGCAAUGGGGAAAUCCGUGUGGAAGAAAUGGAAGAAGCGGUAUCACGUAUUGGUACAAGUUUCUCAGUACACGUUUGCGAUGUGCUCGUACAAGGAGAAACGUAGCGAGCCCUCGGAGAUGAUUCAGAUCGACGGGUACACGGUCGACUACAUCGAGCCCAUCUCCGCCAAUCUGAUGGUCGGCAUGGAUCUGGACAGUGGAAAGUUCUUCUUCAACGCUGUCCGCGAAGGGGACAGCAUUGUGUUCGCGGCGGACGACGAGAACGAGUGCCAGACUUGGGUGAUGGUCAUGUAUAGAGCGACCGGGCAGUCGCACAAGCCUACACCGCCGGUUUCCGCUGACAAGAAUUCGCCCGUCAGCAAGAUUCAAGGCGAUGCGGAUCGCGCCAAGAAGCACGGGAUGGAGGAUUACAUCAGCGCGGACCCUUGCAAGUUCGAUCAUCAUAUGCUCUUCAAGUUCUUACAGAACCUGGUCCUCGAUUACAGAUUGAACGACCCGAUCUGCUCCCUGGGUUGGUUCUCGCCCGGUCAACUGUUCCUUCUCGACGAGUACUGCGCCAGAUACGGGGUGCGAGGAUGCUUUCGACAUUUGUGCUACUUGAACGACCUCCUCGACAGAAUCGAUCGAGGAUUCAUGAUCGAUCCGACUUUGAUACACUUUAGUUUCGCGUUCUGCGCCACUCACGUGUACGGUAGUACCGUACGGACGGACAGGGUUGGUUCCAUCACUCACGAGGAGAAAGAGAAGUUUCAGGAUAUCAAAGAGAGACUGAGGCACAUCCUCGAGGAGCAAAUUACGAAUUUCAGGUACAGUUUUCCAUUCGGUCGGCCGGAAGGCGCGUUGAAAGCUACCCUGUCGCUCUUGGAACGGGUAAUGAUGAAGGACGGCGUGACCCCGGUACCUCAGGAGGAAGUGAAAGAGUUGAUCAAAAGUUGUUUGGAGAAGGCAGCCUACGUUAAUUACACGAAACUCUCCGCGGAGGCGAAGAUCGAGGACGAUUUCAACGGGGAGGUUUGCGUCCCGCCUAGCAAGAAGCUCGAGGAUCUGAUACAUCUUUCGGAAAUGUGCGUCGACUUGCUUCAACAAAACGGGGAGCACUAUUCGAAGGUUGUACCGCAGGCGUUCGCCUGGUUCAGCGACCUCAUGGUGGAGCACGCGGAGAUCUUCUGGUCUCUCUUCGCCGUCGACAUGGACAAAGUCCUUGCUGAACAGCCGCCAGACACCUGGGACAGCUUCCCGCUCUUUAAGAUUAUGAACGAUUAUCUCAGGGAUGACGACAACUUGAAGAACGGAAGGUUCCAUCAGCAUCUUCGGGACACCUUCUCUCCCAUGGUGGUGCGAUACGUGGACCUGAUGGAGACUUCGAUCGGGCAAUCGAUCACUAAGGGAUUCGAGAAGGAGCGCUGGGAGAUAAAGGGAAACGGCUGUGCCACGUCCGGUGAACUGUUUUGGAAGCUGGACGCUCUGCAGUCGUUCAUCCGGGACUUGCAUUGGCCGGAUCAGGACUUUCGACAGCACUUGGAGCAGAGGUUGACGUUGAUGGCAUGUGACAUGAUCGAUACUUGCAUCCAACGAACGGACUCGGCGUUCCAAACGUGGCUGAAGAAGGGGGUGACGUUCAAUCCCACGGAUUACAUCAUACCGUCGGAGAUGUGCGUAAUGGUGAACGUCAUUCUAGACGCUAAGAAUCAGAGCUUUAAACUCUGCACCAUCGACGACGUCGACGUGCAUCAAUAUCACUCGAAAAUCGACGACCUGAUCGAGAGAACGUCCGUCUCCAUGACUCAAGGAAUGAUCAAGAAGUUGAUCACCGUCUUGGAAGCGAUCCUGUCCAAGUUGUCUCGUUACGACGAGGGAUUCAUUGCUUCGAUCCUUACGUUCACGAAGGUAUCGGGAAACGGGAAGGAAAUGGGUCAAGCCUACGUCAGUUUCACGAGGAACUGCAUGGAUCAGAUCCGUGGGAAAGUGAUGGACGAACUGUGGAUCUUAACGUUCUUCGAGCAAUGGUACACGGAGCAGAUCAAAGUACUGUGCACGUGGCUGUCGGAGAGGCUCGAUCACAAUCUCCAUCUGUAUCAAUGUACCUGUUUGGCCCACAUCGUGAAGAAAAUUUACUCGGACUUCGAGCUGCAGGGAGUCAUAGACGAGAAACUGAACUCGACGACAUAUCAGACUAUAUUUAAGAGGAUGCAAACGGAAGAAGCGACUUGUGCCUUAACGAGCAUGCAAAACGAAGAGGGUUUCUCCGAAAAUGGCAACGACGAUGAGGUAGAAAGGCCAAAAGCGAAGGCAACGGUCGUUGAAACUGUCAACAACGAAGACGCGAAUCUCAUCAGCAACGUUACAUCGAACGUUGUUGAAAAAGUUGGAAGCAUGUUUGGCGGUUUCUCUACAAAGUUUGGUGGGCCCAGCUGGUUCUAAUGACUCUUCCUUAUUAUUUCACUUUGAUCCCGUAUUUUUUUCUCCCUACCUCCUUUUAUCAUUCUUUAUUUGAUUAGCUAUUUAUUUGUACUUCGUCGUCGUCGUCGUCGUCGUCAUCGUCGUCGUCGUCGUCGUCGUCCUCAUCGUCGUCAUCGUCAUCGUUCGUACGGUACAGUCGAGUAUCUUUAUAUUACCGUUGUCCCUCAUACCUUUUGAUCAACGAUGAGAUUGAUCUUGCGUUUGCACACGGAACGAGAUGGUCCAUCGUACGCUUUAGAGAUUUUCCUUACAAUUAGGAUUCUUCGAGGAAGAAUCGUUGUUCGAUCGAGAAUGACAAAUAAGCCUUAUCUUUUCCGUUUCGAGACUCGAUUACGUUCGGCCGUUCGUCUGUGAAGCCAUCACGCGUUUACGUAUCCUCGUUUCCGAGUAACGAUCUCAACGAAUAACUAUGCAUAUCGUAAGAGCUACACGCUACGCUGCUACACCUACGUAACCGACUACAUAUAAUACACUCGUACACCAUACAUCUUUCUAUUUUCGUCCUAUUCUUUCUUUCGCACAUCAGUUCUUUUACUGUUCUAUUUAUUUCUAUACCAAACGAAAAAAAAAGAACCGCUUCGCGCUUUGAAAGAAACCAAUAUGUACAACCAUGUCUCGACCAAUUAAUAUUCCCGUCAAUCGUUUUGAUGAUUUCAAAUCAUCGUUAACGUUGCAUCGACCGUCGAAUCGUUUGAACUUCUUGUCUACCUCAAUGUAUCCGCUGAAUAGCGAACGAUCUCACAUUUGCGGAGAAUGUCAGCCUACCUAUUAUCUAACUGUUUACGCCUCGAAUCUUCGAACGAACGGUCAACGAGCGAAUUGAAACGAAAUUGCCAAAAGCAGUCGACAGAUAUUCCCUCGGUAUCUUCCGAUCGACACGUUUCGGGAUGAGAAUGUCUAGACGGAUGCGACACGCUGCAUUCGAUAAAUGUUACUCGGCAGCCCUUUGUUUGUACAUACUUUAGCGGAAAAAAGAAAAAAUAACAAAAAAAAAAACGAAAUGGGAAAAAGAGAAUUUUUAUAUCGUGUAAAUUAGCGCGCAUCGCUUGAAAUGCGUUCGACCGUAUGAAUAGUCAGAAACUCUAUCGUUCGAUUCGACUCGACUGUAAAGAAUUUCUUAGAUCGUUUUCUCGGCAGAAUAUUUCCUUAUAUAUAUGCGUACGCGUCAGACGAUCGAUCAGACGUCGACAGUUUGAAAAGAAAGGAACUCGCGGAAACUAAGUACGUCUUGUUGUUUCGUAUCAAAGAUGCCUCUCGUACUUUCGGUACAUACAAAAUGUACAUAGUACUCGGACUUAUACGGGUACCGGUGCGACUGGAUAGAAUUACAUGUAUGUGAUUUGCAUAUAGCACGUUAUAACACGUAUAUUCUAUGUACUUACGCAUGUAGUUCGGGACCGAUCCGAGAUCGGAGGGGAGGAUCGAGCCGGGAUCGAAGGACGAGAAGGUACGAGGAGCACGAGACGCGGUUGGGAAGCGUUUAAUCGAGGCCUUUGACAAAUACAAAUUAACUUUAUGAUUUAGUCGAGAAACAACGGGUUACUUUAGAAUACGGGAACUCGCGUUCGAAACGAGACGGGACAUUUUUCCAAAGUAAUACGCUACUGUGUAAUCUGUUGGAGAACAAACGUACAACCGAGAGUAGUUGACGUUGUCGAAGCUAAAGAAAAACGUUAAAAAAAUCGUUGUAGAGCGUACUUACAGCCGAUGCUAACGGUACUACAGUUGUGAUGAUUAUCAUCAUUCUUACUAUUGACAAUUCUCCUAUACUCUACGACUCUAAUUAGACUUAUUAGAGAGCGAUCAAGGGAGGGUCUCACUCUCUCUCUCUCUUUUGCUCUGACGAUAGUAAUCUUGCACCAGGUCGCUCGACUACUCUACGAUCUCUUUGUUCAUCCUCGUACUAUUUCUUUCUCUUCUCUCUAUCUCUAUCUCUCUAGUUUCUGUUUACCUCCCAUAGCCACGCACGCGGCGUAUUCGCAUACGCACACGACUACAUAUAUUUAGUACAUAUAGUUGAAAAGAAACACAGGCGCGCGUACGCAACGUGUCGAUACAGAAACAGAAGAUAGUCCCAUGAAUAAGUUGGGGCCUCGUUUUCGUUACUUACUUUCAAGCUCGUUUUACCUAUCAUUCGACAUUGAGAUCUUGCGUUAACUUUAGUUGAGAAGACUAUAACGAAAAAAAAAAAACGAAGGCAGAGAGUCUUUUACUGUGCUAGCUAGUGACUUUAAAUCGAUUAAACUUCUAUGCAAUUGUUGUUCUCUCGUUAAUAAAAUGUCCGACAAGGAUGAAUACCUCACGGUGCAGAAAACGUAUACCCGACACUUUAAUUUCCUUCCGAGGAUAUCGAUGCACGUAUAACGACUACGUCUCAUUCGCAUUAAUACGUUCCCCCAUUCAUUUGUACGUUCAUUUAAUUACGCGUCUACUACGCGCAUUAUCAGAGUGUAUAAUUUACUUUCUACUUUCUACCAUCCCACCAUCUCUUUUACCCGUUUUAUUGGCGGUUUGUACGCGGUUUGUACGCGGUUUGUACAUACAUACAUAGAUACAUACAUACGAAAUCGGGAUUCGACGAAUCAUGACGCGCAACAAGUGUUGAGAACAAUCUCGUACGCAUUUUCUAUAAAACCGAAAUCUUCACGCACGCACGCAGAACACGCAUUUUCACAUAGCAUUGUCAUUGUAUCAUGAGCAAAUACUUUUUUGUAAAUAAACAAUAUACUGAUGUU